UUGUUUAUAGGCCUAGGUGACUGACUCUCAAAUUAUCAUAUUUACAUUAAAUUAAACCGCAAUAAUUUAUGUUUGAUAGUUUGUCAUAAUGCGGGUGUUAUCCGUAAACGUUUUUCCUACUUCUUACUCACAAUUCUGCUUCAUCUGCUGUAUUUUACAAACUAUUCUUGCACAGUCGAACCCCGGGCUAAAACCUGCACAGUCUCGUGCGUUAACACCGCGUCUCCAUUGGGCAAACAACGGACGCGUCUUCAGCUUGUUUAGUCGAGGUUCUCAGUAUGUCCCAUCGGGCUUGAGGGGGCGCGAAACUGAUCCCCAGAGCUCUGUUGUAGUAAUCAGUGACAAGAAUGAUACAUCUGAGCCGCUGAGUACAUCCUCCAACCAUGCGCAAAACCAAGAGUCUAGAAGUUUUCCAAGACGGCCACUGGUCAGGACGCAGGGCUUUUUCAGAGAGUCGACGCACUCCGGAUCAAUCCUGAGACAGGGGCAUGGGGACCUCAACGCGCCCGGUGACACAGAGCGUCCUACGGUCUCUCCAUCAAUGCGCAAUGUUGGAGGUGAAGAGGUAAUGGUCGCUGAUGACCCAUAUGAUCCAUACAAGUCCCUCACUAAUCCCUAUUACAACUACUACGACGCUUAUUAUCGGCCAAGAGCUAGGACCGGGAGAGAGAGAGUGAGUGAACGCUCAAACUCUGUCCAGCACGGUCUCCCGGACCUAGUGCCUGAUCCUUAUUACGUCCAGAUAUCGACUUAUGUGCAGAGAUCUGCCAUGUAUAACCUUCGAUGUGCCGCCGAGGAAAACUGCCUUGCCAGCUCAGCUGCAUCAGCAAGAGAUUAUGAUACGCGAGUGCUCUUGCGCUUCCCAGGGCGUGUGAAGAACCAAGGUACUGCAGACUUCCGGCCGAGUCGUCCACGCUAUGCCUGGGAGUGGCACAGCUGUCAUAGUCACUUCCACAGCAUGGAUCAGUUCUGCCACUACGAACUGCUGGAUGCCCAAACCCAAGUCCGCGUGGGUGAGGGUCAUAAGGCCAGUUUCUGCCUGGAGGACACCUCCUGUGACCCGGGCUACUACCGCCGCUACGCCUGCACCUCUCACACCCAGGGACUGAGCCCUGGCUGCUAUGACACCUACAAUGCAGACAUUGACUGCCAGUGGAUCGAUAUCACUGAUGUCAGACCAGGGAAAUACAUUUUGAAGAUCACUGUGAAUCCUGGUUACCAAGUUCCGGAAUCUGACUUUAAUAAUAAUGUUGUGCGCUGUGAUAUUCAGUACACGGGGAACUACGCUCAAGCAACAGGCUGUCAUGUAUCUCAAUACUAAGCCAUUGAAGCGGCCCUUAUUAUUGUGCGAAAAGCAUCUUGAAGCCUUGAACUGCCUUCAGAAAAAAGUUACCUCUCAAAGAGCUACUGCAUCAGAAGGAGGCCAGGAUUUUGAGGAGUAAUGAAAAUUAGUAAAAGAAGUAGCACCAAGAACAUUGAAGACACAUCAGGAAGACACAGUAGCAAAAUACAUAUUUGUUUUUUAUGCAUUCUGGCUUCAACUAUGAUAUGAUCAUUAUACCAAAGCAUUUGAGUUUUAUAAAAUGUAUAAGCAGGACUAUAAACAGGAAACCAAAGAUGUUUUAAUACAUUUAUUUUUAAAAAAUAACUUUCACUCUCAUUUUCUUAAGUAAUUAUGUCCUGGGUGUAUUUAUUGUUUAUUCACAAGCAGUAUUUGUAUAGAUCUCAUUUUUAUUUGUAAUGUAGGAUAGGCUGGCUAUGUAUAAAAACAAUUAAGAAUCACAGUCUAAAUGUGAAGCUGGUGUGUUGUAGAUUUCAUUGUAAGGUGGCUUUCCUUCUUUUUAUUCCUUACUAAUAGUUGCAUGGUAUUCUUAUUUCAGUUGUUACCAGAUAAUUCUAACAAUAACAUUUGGCCUAUAUAGAAACUUUGUUUAUAGA
Messenger RNA from Alosa alosa (allis shad), 1938 nucleotides. Its product is annotated as protein-lysine 6-oxidase-like. The coding region runs from base 89 to 1321 and encodes 410 amino acids. Gene Ontology annotation, biological process: peptidyl-lysine oxidation. The transcript is spliced from 7 exons. Gene Ontology annotation, molecular function: protein-lysine 6-oxidase activity; copper ion binding. The record is from RefSeq and is a predicted model, not a curated record. NCBI's taxonomy places the organism in Eukaryota, Metazoa, Chordata, Actinopteri, Clupeiformes, Clupeidae.